Molecule: messenger RNA, 1029 nt
Organism: Lasiodiplodia theobromae
Lineage: Eukaryota; Fungi; Ascomycota; Dothideomycetes; Botryosphaeriales; Botryosphaeriaceae
Product: C6 zinc finger domain containing protein
Exons: 3
Coding region: 1-1029 (342 amino acids)
Biological process (GO): positive regulation of transcription by RNA polymerase II
Molecular function (GO): zinc ion binding; sequence-specific DNA binding; DNA-binding transcription factor activity, RNA polymerase II-specific
Source: RefSeq, a predicted model, not a curated record
AUGGCGCUCCAGACAUGCAAGCGGUGUCGCAAGAGACGCAUCAAGGUGCAUCGCUCCCAAUGCGACUUGCAACUGCCCUCGUGCAGCUCGUGCCGGCUCGCCGACACCGAAUGCCUUUUCUUCGAUGAUUCCCUCGGCCAUGAGGUUCCCCGCAGCUACUUGCAUGCACUCAACGUCAAAGUCGAGGAGCUUGAAGCCGAGAUCCGAUCUCUCAGAUCGCCUCAAGCCGCUCCAACUCCGCAACUUCCCAACCCGCCGAAACUCCACUCCACCUCGGACGAGUAUAAUCUGCAAUCACGCGACCGAGAACUGCCCAACCCGCGCUAUGUUUCCUCUGAAUCCUAUCUUGGUCCCGGAAGCUCCGCCGAGCUUCUGAACAACCUCCUUACUACCCUAGUACGCCGCCAAUUGUCAGCCGAGCAUUCGCCAACCGGCUUACCCAAGUUCGUCUCGAGGUUUCGCGAUGGCAACGACGGGCAGCACCUUUCGUUUCCUGCGCUGAACUUGAAAAUCAACCCGGGAAAACUGGAUACUCAAUCUUUGCAGCAUCCUCAAGUCCAGCGUGCCCUCAUCGAGUAUUACGCCAAGGCUGUGCAACCCAGCUUUCCACUCUUGUCUCCCGAUCAGCUAAGGUUGCUUCUUGGUUACGAAAACCCUCUGCGUCAAUCUGCCAACGAUUUCGAAAGGCUCUUGAUCCAUGGCAUGCUUGCUGUAUCUUCGCAGCUAGUUGCCCGUGAUUUGGACAGAGACCAGAGCGUAGCUGCAUCCUUGUGGACUGAGAAGCUGUUUGAUCACAUCAACCGAACUAAUUCGCAACCCCACGUGGACACCACCAAUGGGAAAGAGAUGAUUGUGUCACAGUGCUUCCUUGCUUUGCUCGAACUUGUCUCUCCAGGUGCUUCCAGAAGAUCGCCCUGGGAAAUCGUCGGCUCUGCAUCUCGCAACUUUGCUGCCCUAUGCGAGGAAACAGACUCGCUAGAUGAUGACCUCCAGCGUAUAGGCUUCUCUUUGUUUGCAUUUGAGAGGUAA